UGGGACGCACUGCAGGCUGCGCCCGGAUCUUGGCUGAAUCUGACGCUCGGGGUGGAGAAGCCCAGCACAGCAGCUACCCAGCGUGCGCCCAGCCCUCCCACCGCCGGCCGCGGCUGCCAGGAGGCCGGCCGCUGGCGGGAAGGGGUCAGGAAACCUCAGAGCCGCGCGUAGACAGCAGCCGCCUUGUUCCGUAGCCCGGUGGCUUUUUUUUUUUUCCGCCUCCCAGGGGCCAGACAUCCCCGUCCCAGUACCGCCCACCGCCCCCCCACCCCCCACCGCGCCGUUUCUUUCCGCCCUGGCUCUGAAAGCGUUAAUCCCGGACCCCAGCCCCACUCCCCCGCUCCCGCCCAAGGUUCCUAAAAAAGAAAGGUGCAAACUUUGGUCCAGAUAGGGAACGAAUGAUCAAAGCGAAGCCGAUACUUCCUGUUGCCGGGACACUAUAUAUAACGUGAUGAGUGCACGGGCUGCAGAGACGCACCGGAGCGCUCACCCCGCAGCCGCCGCCUCUGAGCGCCUGAGGUUUCCCGGGGACCACAAUGAACAAGUUGCUGUGCUGCGCGCUCGUGUUCCUGGACAUCUCCAUUAAAUGGACCACCCAGGAAACCUUUCCUCCAAAGUACCUUCAUUAUGACCCUGAAACCUCUCGUCAGCUGAUGUGUGAUAAAUGUCCUCCUGGCACCUCCCUAAAACAGCACUGCACAGCGAGGCGGAAGACCCUGUGUGCCCCUUGUCCUGACCACUACUACACAGACAGCUGGCACACCAGCGACGAGUGUCUGUACUGCAGCCCAGUGUGCAAGGAACUGCAGUACGUCAAGCAGGAGUGCAAUCGCACCCAUAACCGCGUGUGCCAAUGCGAGGAGGGGCGCUACCUGGAGCUGGAGUUCUGCUUGAAACAUAAGAGCUGUCCCUCUGGAUUUGGAGUGCUACACGCUGGAACCCCGGAGCGAAAUACAGUUUGCGAAAGUUGUCCAGAUGGGUUCUUCUCCAAUGAGACGUCAUCUAAAGCACCCUGUAGAAAGCACACAAACUGCAGUGCACUUGGGCUCCUUCUAACUCACAAAGGAAAUGCAACGCAUGACAAUGUAUGUUCUGGAAACGGUGAACCGACUCACAAGUGUGGAAUAGACAUGACCCUGUGUGAGGAGGCAUUCUUUAGGUUUGCUGUUCCUACAAAGCUUACCCCGAACUGGCUCAGUGUCCUGGUAGACAAUUUGCCUGGCACCAAAGUGAACACAGAGAGCAUAGAUCGGAUAAAACGACGACACAGCUCACGAGAACAGACUUUCCAGCUGCUGAAGUUAUGGAAGCAUCAAAACAAAGACCAAGAUAUGGUCAAGAAGAUCAUCCAAGAUAUCGAACUCUGUGAAAAGAGCGUGCAGAGGCACAUUGGGCACAUGAACCUCACCUUCGAGCAGCUUCUAAGGCUGAUGGAAAGCUUGCCGGGGAAGAAAGUGAUGACAGAAGACAUUGAGAAAACAAUGAAGACGUGCAAAUCAAGUGAUCAAAUCCUGAAGCUUCUCAGCCUCUGGCGAAUAAAAAAUGAUGACCAAGACACCCGCAAGGGCCUGAUGCAUGCCCUAAAGCACUUGAAGACAUACCACUUCCCCAAAACUGUCACUCAGAGUCUGAAGAAGACCAUCAGGUUCCUUCACAGCUUCACCAUGUACAGAUUAUAUCAGAAGCUAUUUUUAGAAAUGAUAGGGAACCAGGUCCAAUCAUUAAAGAUAAGCUGCUUAUAACCGGAAAUGGUCAUUGAGCUGUUUCCUCACCAUGGACCAGAUCCAAUAAAUGAGUAAACUGUUUCUCAGGCGCUUGAGGAGGGUACAAUGAUUUCUUUCUCAUCACCAAGGACUAGAUUUGGCCACAGGGUCUGAAAAGAAACUAUGGUGUGGAGAAAGAACUCACAUCUCCCCCCAAAGUUUAAUCAAUCCCAAAUAAUUUAUCCAACUAACAGAUUUGGUCCAAUAUCUACUGACUAUAUUUUUCCUUGUUACUGCUUGCAGUAAUUCAACUGGAAAUAAGAAACUAGACUCCAUUGUGCCUUACUAAACAUGGGAAUGUCUAACUUAAAUAGCGUUGAGAAUUCAGCUGUACUAGAGGCUUUUAUUAGAAAGCCAUUUUUUUCUGUAAAAGUUACUAAUAUAUCUGUAACACUAUUAUAGUAUUUGCUAUUUAUAUCCAUUCAGAUAUAAGGUUUGUACAUAUUACCAUCCUGAAGGGAAACUGUGUAAGACUUAAUUUUAGAAAGAAAAAAAUAUAUAUUCUGUUUAUUAUUAUGACAAAUGAAAGAGAUAAAAUAUAUUUUUUAACAGAAUAUUUGUAACAUUUCCUAAUAGGUACUGCCAUUCUUCCUGUGUAGAGUAUUUUUGUAAUAUACCUUUACCUGUGUAAACUGAAUUAUCAUUUUAUAGAAAAUGCAUUAUUUAGUCAAUUGUUUAAUGUUGGAAAGUAUAUGAAAUAUAAAUUAUCUGAAUAUUAGAUGCUCUGAGAAACUGAAUGUACCUUAUUUAAAAGAUUUUAUGUUUUUACUAUAUAAACAACAUCAUUAAAGUUUUCAAAUUAUUUU
Molecule: messenger RNA, 2569 nt
Organism: Delphinapterus leucas (beluga whale)
Lineage: Eukaryota; Metazoa; Chordata; Mammalia; Artiodactyla; Monodontidae
Source: RefSeq, a predicted model, not a curated record